AUGUUGAUAUUUUUAAUGGUGAUUGGUGCAAUACUCAUUGAUAAAAGAGAUGGGUCAUCUCAAAAAUUAUCUUCUGUUAAAUUACAAUCGAAUUUCGACGAAGCAGUGAAAUUGAUUUCUCGUCUUCGUUCUAAUUAUUCAUCUAUCCAUGGUCUACGUUAUCGAUCUAUGAUCUGUACAAUUGCUAGAAAUAAUCCUCAUAUUGCAGAAUUCCUAUUACGAAAUGUUAUAAGUGGAUUUUCUCACAUUGUCGUUUAUGAUAAUAAUAGAAUUUUGGCUGGUUAUGAUAGUAAUAUAAGCACUGUAUUAGAACCGUUCAUUGCAGCUGGAGUAGUAACACAUGUUCCGUGGCAACAGAACACUACAAAAUUACUUCAAUUCAAAUACCAACAGACCCAAGCCAAGGAAUGUAUCACUAAAUAUGGAAUACAUGCAGAUUGGGUGGCAUAUGUUGAUACUGAUGAAUUUUUUUAUUUUGAAAAACAAAAUGUUGCAGUGAACACACUUAAUGAUCUUCUUGUAGAACUAGAACAACAUCCUUUAUGCGCAGUUGGUAUUCGUUGGAUUUAUAUGUAUGGAGAAGGUCGAAUGCUGAGACCAAAUCGUACAUUAUUUAAAUCAUAUCCUCGUAUAUGUAAAACAGGAUUACAAAAAAAGGUUUUAGGCAGAGCAAGUAAAACAGUCUUUCAUAUUCCUCAUGGAGCUACCUGCAAAAAUACGAGCAACCAAAUCGUAAUGACGUGGGCACGGAGAAACGAUGCAACGAUAGGAUUAAUUCAUUAUUACAGCCGAUCUGUUGAAGAAUUUUUAAUUAAAGUAGAUCAAGGUUUCCCACCAUAUAUGGUCUCACCAAUACAAUAUUACACUUAUACGGAAAAAGUCGUUUGUGAUAUCACGGAAUUUAAUUACUCACAAGAUUAUAGACGUAUUUUCAUAAAUGCCUACAAGCAGUUAAAAAUGCUAUAUUCAUUAACACCGAUUGAUUUAUUGCCAUCAUCUGGUCUUAAUUUGAAUCAAACCUCUUUUCAUGCACUUAGUAUGCAUCUCAAAUAUCGAUGUGCCAAAAAACAGGAAUUUGAUAAUGAGAGAUACUUGACAAUAAAUCCUGGUGCCAAGGAAGCUAUUCGAAAUCGUACUUAUACAGAUGGACUUCACCAUUUUAUGGCUACAUUCUCAUCAGGAGCGAAAGGUUGUUGGAAAACAGACACUUAUUCCAUUUGCGAAUAG
This is a messenger RNA of Rotaria sordida, 1227 nucleotides long. The record is from the annotation of a GenBank genome assembly. Lineage: Eukaryota; Metazoa; Rotifera; Eurotatoria; Philodinida; Philodinidae.